CUCAGCCAAGUCCGACUCAGCUGAGUUCUGUUUAUAAAUACGGACCAUAAAAAAUGUUUUAGUUAAAAAGUUGGUAUUGGUAAUAAUUUUAAGGGUUCCAAGUUCAAAAUAUUUUCAUAUCAAAAUGAAAUUAUCAAUAAACGCGUUAUAAACAAAUACUCAAAAAUGGGUCACGUAAAAGGUUAAGUUACAAAACCUGAAUUGAUAUCAUUUAAGAAAUAUAUGCUCAACAUUAAUGUUAAAAAGGUAAAUUAUUUUAUAAAAAAAAUAACUAUAAAGAUCUGUUAUAAGGUUCUGAAGCAAGAAUCAUCAUGGUCUCUAAUAUCCACCAAAUUGUAAGAAGUGCAGAUGCUUUUUGUUUUGAUGUAGAUUCUACUGUUAUUCAAGAGGAAGGAAUAGACGAACUUGCAAAAUUUUUAAACAAAGGUGAUGAAGUAUCCAAUCUAACAGCUAAAGCCAUGGGUGGCAACAUGACAUUUCAAGAAUCUUUGAAAUUACGUCUGAAUAUAUUAAAACCUAGUUUAACAGAAGUUAAAGAGUUUUUAAAAAUUAGGCCACCAACAUUAACACCAGGAAUAAGAAAAUUGGUAGAUUUAUUACACAGCAGAAAAAUACCAGUUUUUUUAGUUUCGGGUGGAUUUAAAUGUAUAAUUGCUCCAAUCGCAUCUCAGUUACAAAUUCCCUAUGAACAUAUUUUUGCUAACAAAUUAAAAUUCUAUUUUUCAGGCGAAUUUGCGGGUUUUGACGAAAAUGAACCAACAUCCAAAAGUGGUGGGAAAGCACUUGUUAUAAAUCACUUAAAAAAUACCUACAAUUUAAACAAAAUUGUUUUAAUAGGCGAUGGAGCUACUGAUCUUGAAGCUUCCCCACCUGCUGAUGCAUUUAUAGGAUAUGGAGGCAAUGUUAUCAGACCAGCAGUAAAAGCUAAAGCCAAAUGGUUUGUUACAGAUUUUAAUGAAAUAAUAGAUAUUCUAAAUCAGUAAUUUUCCUUUUAAAUUUGAUAAUAAAUAUUUUUUUAAAAUGAUUGUGUAUUAAUUUAAAAUGAAAA
This is a messenger RNA of Psylliodes chrysocephalus, 1048 nucleotides long. Lineage: Eukaryota; Metazoa; Arthropoda; Insecta; Coleoptera; Chrysomelidae. The record is from the annotation of a GenBank genome assembly.